UACCACCGUCGUGAGAAACAUGAAUACCGCCAGUUACAGUCAGCGCUGUGACACACACACACAUAACACACACACACAACAAUAAACAUCGUGACGCGCAUAUAGCCUGUCGUUAGAGGUCACCUACGAAGACCAGCACGACACACGAGAGGGUGGAUGGCCACCACAACGCCCAUUCGCCUUAAAGGCAAAUACAGCCGCCACCACCAGCGUGACACACACAUGCCACUCGCCCCGUCACACACAUACCAACCACCACCACCGGCGUUGUGCUAUCAUCUACAAUUAGCUACAUGCCAUUAACUCGUACUUACAGUGAAGAUCCAUAACUCAACAGGGCUCCAGGCCAUCACAUCUUAACAACUCCAUACGAUCGUCUGGCGCUAGCUCUUUACUUGGGCCAUCGUCAUGCCAUCUUCAACUGCCUACCUUCAUUCAACUUCAUAUCACCUCAUACAGAUAUCUUCAUGUCACUACCACUCCCAACUUGACACAGCGCCAAUGGUACCACCAUGCUGUCUUUCUGUACUCUCACACAGCCUCAUACCACCAUCUGCAGUCAUGUAUUCUUUUCUCAGCGUAGGUGAAACCAUACUGUACUUGGAAUUGCAUUAUUUUCACUCUUUGGUCAGUGUAAUAUUCAUAAUGAAGACAACGUGUUCUAACCCAACGUUGUUUUUGCUUAUAAUUUGCUUUGAGUUGUGCAGCUACUUACAUGAAAAUGCAACAGUUAUCCAGAGGCAUUGGAGAGGGUACGGGGACCGGAAGGUGUUUCGGGCCAUCGUUAAGGAAGCUGUUCUCAAGAUGAAGUUGGCUUUUUUUAAUGCGAUGGCUGUAAAGAUCCAGAAAAUAUGGCGUGGCUACUACGUUCGGAAAUAUGUGCACAAUUACUAUGCUCUGAGGAACUAUCUUGAUGGGCUUGCUAUAAAGCAUGAGAUCAUCAGGAAUGAGCUGGAUGAAUAUGCAGCCGUCCAGUCACAAGAUCGGCAAUUCCUUGCCCUGCAAACGGCUGAGCAGCAGAGCGACUACCAAGCACGGAAGACGCACUACUUGCUCAGCACCCACCAGAUUGCUGGGAUCUAUAACUCGCCGUUCCUACCGUGCCCCAUGGAGAUGGAGUACCGGCUGUUACAGGCGAGGCCACUGAGCCACAGGAAGCCCUUGGCUAUGAUGGAAGAGAGCGCUGGGAUGGAAAAAUCGACACUAACCCCGCAUCCGCCACGGACGCUGCCGCCCAUCUGUGCUCCAAAACCACAGGGCCCGUUUAAAGAUCCUGCGGUGGUUUGGAGGCAGCGCCAGAAGCCACUCGAGCCAUCGGUGCGUGUGGCGACACCCUUUGUGUGCCUGGAAGAGGCCCCCAAAGUCCUCCGCAGGGAAGAGUGGAGGAAGCAUGCCACCGACACCCAAUUCUUGCCCGCCGUCAGUGCUCACAAGAACAGAAAGUACGAGCCACUUCUCCACACGUCCUCGGACUACGGCCACAUCCCUUAUGGUAGCAAGCAUUUCCGGGAUGAGCAGCCUAACAAGAUCAUCUCCAAUAAAGCGUACCAAACCGUCUUUCCACCAAUCCCCAUCUUCGAGAAGCUGGGGAAGACCUACUCCCAGGGACAGGAGGUUUGAGGCAUGCGAAUGGAGCUGUUCCUUGGAGAACUAGAAAUGCAGAUGAAACGGAAAAAAAUACAACAACAAAAACAUCGUUUAACAAGUGUGCGGUGAUUUGGGAAUUGCUAUUUUUAAAUGAAAGAAGAUGUUACAUUUCUAACAGCCUAUUUGUACUAAAACAGGAAGAGCCUUUCAGGUAAAUGAGAUUACAUUCACAGGCACUUCAGUGAUUAAGAUGCAUCAUAGGAUAAGUGAUAAGUAAAAAAAACAACUUGCUUUGUCUUUGCUGUUGUAUCUUUGACAUUACCACUAUGGGAGGAAGGUUGCAUUGCUGGUGAUAAUGAUAAAGCUGUAAUAAGCUUUACUUGAAAAUAAUCUGUAAACUGUUCUUGUUUAAUACUAAUGGGACCUUAAAAUGUUGCUACCUCAACGUUUACACAUUUUACUAAUCUAAUACAUAGAAAAUUGGAUAUUUGGUCACUCACCCUUGCUUGUUUGUAUGUAGCACACUGGCAAUACUGAUUUAUGAACAUUAACAGCCAUGUUAAAUGCCUAAAUUUAACUCAAACAAAUGUGGCUCCCUACCUUAUUUGUCUUUUAGUUUGAAUUUAAUUACUUAAAAUGUAAUUUUAAUUUACAGUAAACAUUCCAAUUUUAGUUUUUUUCUUUUUGCGUUGUGAUCUGAAUUUCUCACAAACCAGAAAAAACAUUUAUUGAGCCAAACUGUGCUUGUGCAAAUUAAAACAUGGGGUGGUUCAAGCAUGUAGGCCAGUACAAAAACAUACGACACUUCCUAAUUGAAACCAGGUCACGUGCAUACGAGGCACUUUCCGCUGCUGAAGAGAAAUCAAUGGUGGGUUGUUUCAGGAAGCUUCCCAGCUGUCUGACAAACAAUCCUGCUUUUUUUUCUAACUCGUGGGCCUGUAGAGAACUUGUAAUUCCCGAUGAUGCAACAGACAUCACAGUCAGAUAUAGACAGUUUACAAAUAACUGUCUGGUCACACGCUCACAGCAGAUUGCGUCUGUGGUCUGGUGUCUGGGUCGCUCUGCCCGCUUGCCCAGGGUGUGUCUGUUGUCGGACCUGUUUACUGACUGUUUGCUGCCACACAGUGGCGACAUUCCGUCUGCUGGGUAUCGACGCGACAACACGCCGCUAAAACAUCUCGAUGCAGUGCCCAUCUGGCAGUCUACAGUUGGGAAAAUAAAAAUAGGAAAUAAAUAAAGUUUCGUGCAUUUGCACAACAUGAA
Petromyzon marinus (sea lamprey) is the source of this 2850-nucleotide messenger RNA. The record is from RefSeq and is a predicted model, not a curated record. NCBI's taxonomy places the organism in Eukaryota, Metazoa, Chordata, Hyperoartia, Petromyzontiformes, Petromyzontidae.